Sesamum indicum (sesame) is the source of this 1283-nucleotide messenger RNA. RefSeq names its product nudix hydrolase 15, mitochondrial. Lineage: Eukaryota; Viridiplantae; Streptophyta; Magnoliopsida; Lamiales; Pedaliaceae. Gene Ontology annotation, biological process: coenzyme A catabolic process. Gene Ontology annotation, molecular function: coenzyme A diphosphatase activity. The record is from RefSeq and is a predicted model, not a curated record.
AGGAAAAAAAGAUUUAAAAGAUCGAAAUAAUGGGCACAAGUGAUCCAACUGAAAUUAGAUGCAAUAAAUGAUGAAGAAUCCGUACUCAAUUUCCUACUACCAUUAAUUAUGCAACAGGCUACAAACCACCUACACAUGCUCCCUCUGCUCAGAAGAACCUCAACUGCCUUGUUAUCCUCGUUUUUAACACCAUCAUCAUUAUCUCCAAUCCAAAAUUCCCUCUCCAGACUCAUCGUCAUGGAUUCUUGUGCAGCUGGUCCUUCCAGGAAACUCAUGGUCUUGGCCCAACAACUGCGCCUCUACAAACCGCCUUCGCCACAAUCAGAUGAUGAGGAGGAGGAGGGGCAGAGGAUUGAGGAGAGUGCAGGGAAAGUGGUUUCGCAAGUGGGUUUUGCGGAAUCUGCGACUUCUGUGGCCCGACAGCCUCCUGAGAGGUUCAGGCCCAAAAGAGCUGCCGUUCUCAUAUGCCUCUUUGAAGGGGAUCACGGAGAAUUGAGAGUUAUUCUCACUAAGAGAUCAUCAAAGCUGUCUACUCAUUCUGGUGAAGUUUCGUUGCCUGGAGGGAAAGCAGAGGAGACAGAUGCCGAUGAUGCUGAGACAGCAACAAGGGAGGCAAACGAGGAGAUAGGGUUGGAUCCUUCACUUGUAAAUGUUGUCACUUGCCUUGAACCAUUCUUGUCAAAGCACCUCCUCAGGGUGAUCCCUGUUAUUGGCAUACUUUCUAACAGCAAAGACUUUAUUCCCUCUCCUAAUGCUGCCGAGGUGGAAGCUGUAUUUGAUGCUCCCUUGGAAAUGUUUCUCAAGGAUGAAAAUAGAAGAGUGGAAGAAAGAGAGUGGAUGAACGACAAGUAUCUCAUCCAUUUUUUCGACUAUGAAGUGAACGAUAAGAAGUAUGUCAUAUGGGGUUUAACAGCCGGAAUUCUGAUAAGGGCAGCGUCUGUUGUGUAUCAGAAACCACCUGCUUUUCUAGAGCAAAAUCCCAAAUUCAAAGUCCCUAGAGUUGUGGAGAAAGAAACCACCAUGCCUUAAGUCUGUUAUAAAUUCUUGUAACCUGUAAGCUGCUGCACAGUAUAAAUUCAUUGUGGCCGGACUUCUUGCUAACCUUUUCCAAGCCAGAUUUCAGAAGUGCGGAGGCAAUAAGAUUUGGAAGAUAAGUUCGGGGGCACAACUUGUACUGCAACAAGUGUCGAGUCUAUAUAUGUAUUUGAAAGAAUUUCUUAUGAGAAGUGAUUCUACGGUUUAUCCCUUGUUUAGAUAUGUUAAAUUUUUUCUUUUAAAUUCAA